Molecule: messenger RNA, 666 nt
Organism: Ostertagia ostertagi
Lineage: Eukaryota; Metazoa; Nematoda; Chromadorea; Rhabditida; Trichostrongylidae
Source: the annotation of a GenBank genome assembly
AUGUCGGCAACUAAAUGGAAGGUGUUCUUCGACAUUUCGUGUCCUAAUUCGUGGAUAAGCUUCAAGCUCUUGAAUAGUGGAAAGCUUCCUCUUCAUAUUGAUUGUCUCGAUUUUGUCCCUAUAUCUGAUGUGAAACUUCACUUAAUCAGGACGUAUGAAGCGAGGAUGAGAAGAAGAUGGAAGCGGAACGAUGAAGAACUCACAAUUACUUCAAUUCCUGGCAACACCGAGCUUUUCUCAAAAACAGUUCAAGAUACAGAGUGCAAAAUGAUCCCUGAUAACUGGGAAGCGGUACGCUCUACGAUUCUACUUGAUGGUACCUUGCUGCCAGCAAUAUUCCUGUCUUCAGUUAAAAAGCGUUAUCCUGAACACUUCCUACACUGUGUUGAAAUCAUCGGAGAGCGAAUCUGGGAUCUGCAACAGCCUGUCCGGAAAGGUGCUCAUCUAUUCCAGUGUUCACGUGCAGCAGGAGUGAGCUUCAGAGAUUCUGAGGAACUCGUGUCUCGGCUGCCACAUAUGGAUUCUAGGCAGCUCCUUCAUGAAAACUCAUUAGAAGCACUCCAAUUAGGGGCGUCUAGUGCUCCGUUUUUCGCUUCAACUAAUGGCAUACCGACAACAACCUUCAAUAAUUUCAACGAUUUCAAGCGAUUUGUGCUUACUUCGUGA